Manduca sexta (tobacco hornworm) is the source of this 2284-nucleotide messenger RNA. RefSeq names its product DNA methyltransferase 1-associated protein 1 (gene DMAP1). The transcript is spliced from 8 exons. The coding region runs from base 229 to 1623 and encodes 464 amino acids. Gene Ontology annotation, molecular function: transcription corepressor activity. NCBI's taxonomy places the organism in Eukaryota, Metazoa, Arthropoda, Insecta, Lepidoptera, Sphingidae. The record is from RefSeq and is a predicted model, not a curated record. Gene Ontology annotation, cellular component: Swr1 complex; NuA4 histone acetyltransferase complex; nucleus. Gene Ontology annotation, biological process: negative regulation of transcription by RNA polymerase II; chromatin remodeling; DNA repair.
AAAAAAAGCAAUCUUCAAUGUCCAAUCAAAUGUCCAUGUCAAUAUUAAAACGUAGUGAUUAUAUUCUCUUUGGUCAAUAUCUAAUUCACAAAAAAACAAUUUUACAUUUCUCACGGUCUAUCGUAUUUGUGAAAAUAUGUUAAACACAUAUUAGUAUUAUCAUUAACAUUAAAAGUGUAUUACCGAAAUAUUAGUUUAUUUUUUAUGCUGUGAAACUAUAACGUAACAAUGACAGAUAUUCUGGAUAUUUUGGAUAUAGAACAGCCUGGAGCGGCCGAGAUUAGCCGGGAUAGUAUUAUCCAUGGCGACAAGAACAAGAAGAAAUAUGUUACUGCCAAAGCGGUGAAAAGGCCUGAGGGCAUGCACCGAGAGGUGUUUGCCCUUCUUUACAACGAUAACAAAGAUUUGCCGCCUCUAUUGCCAACUGAUACAGGUAAAGCUUACAAACAAACAAAGGCUAAGCUAGGCAUGAGAAAAGUAAGAAAAUGGGUGUGGGCACCUUUCACUAAUCCAGCUCGGAAAGAUAAUGCUGUGUUUCAUCACUGGAAAAGGAGUGCAGAUGAAGCUAAAGAAUAUCCCUUUGCACAAUUUAAUAAGCAAGUAGCAAUACCAUCAUAUUCAGAGUCAGAAUAUAAUCAAUAUUUAAAAUCUGAAGACUGGAGUCAGGCAGAAACUGAUCAUUUGAUGGAUUUGUGUCAGAGAUUUGACUUGCGGUUUAUUGUGAUACAUGACCGAUGGGAUAGAGCUGCUUUUAGGGACAGGAGCAUUGAGGAUCUAAAGGAACGCUAUUAUGGUAUUUGUGCGACAUUGAGCAAGGUGAAAACAAAUCCCUGGUCGAAUACGGUUACAUCAGUUAAUGGUGAAAAAAGAGUUUACCAUUAUGAUGCUGAACAUGAGAGAAAAAGGAAAGAACAAUUGCGCAGGUUGUUUGACCGCACUCAGGAACAGAUUGAUGAGGAACAAAUGCUGUUAGCGGAACUGAAAAAAAUAGAAGCAAGGAAGCGUGAGAGAGAACGAAAGACACAGGAUUUACAAAAACUUAUAUCUAGAGCUGAUAGUGGCAAUGUUCCUGUUGCCCAUCUGCCUACCAACAACACGGAGAGCAAUACUCCAUCUACAACAGCAGCUAAUAUGGUCAGGCGGCAUGAGAGGAAACUACAUAAAAAGAAGAUGACAACACAACAGAGACCUAUGCGUACAGUCGAUAAUGUUACAGUGGAAUGGUCUGGCAUAAAGUUUCCCGAAGCUCGCGGUACAGGUGUGUGGCUUCGAUCGCAACGUAUGAAGCUGCCUCCUGGAGUGGGACAGAGGAAAUCUAAAGCCAUUGAACAGGAGUUACGGCUUAUGAAUAUUGACAUAGCGCCAACGCCGACGGAAAUGAUAUGUAAACAUUUCAAUGAUUUGCGUUCCGACUUGGCUCUAGCCUUGGACUUGAAGAAUGCGCUCGCGUCGUACGAAUUCGAGUUGCAAGCCUUGAGGCAUCAGUAUGAAGCUCUCAAUCCUGGAAAGACUCUAACAAUCCCAGCCUCGAUAUGCAACACGAGUACAGAUAGCGAGUCGAAGCCGAUCGGUGAAAUUAUCGACGUGGUCGGAUCUCCAGGAGGACUCAACUCCACCAUUUAGCAUUACUUGUAUUAUAUAGUUCAAGAGUAAAGUUUGAAAGACAAUGACGAUAUUAUGUACGGUGUUUAUGUUAACAUAUAAUGUCCAAUUUAUUACUAGGGCCUGUUUCACAGUUUUAGAGUAAAUGGUACUCGUUACAUAGAUGUUUAUAAGUCGACCAAAUACAAUAGUCACUUAUCUAUGCUCCAGAACAAUGGUAAUAAAAUGAGUACUGUCUAAAUUAGCUGUUUAAUACUAUAAUUCAAUUAAAUUUACAUUUAACUUGUGAAUCAGUUCUUAUGUGUUAUAAUUAAAAAGCUGUUUAUUUAUUCGGAUGUUUCGUAUGGUUGUCUCGAUUAGUAACUAGUAGUUAUAUAAGACUUAUCGAAUAUAAGGUCCUUGUAUCACGCCUCUUUCCCUUUACAGGGGUAAGCAGUGGUAAGACAUUUUGUCAGGUGUGAAUUAACUCGUAGUUAGUUAAUAAUUUGGAUAUAUGUUGUGUUGUAGUAAUGUAGUUACUUUGUCUAAAACUUACAUGUUAAAAUAAUAUAUUUAACAUUCAAAAUUACAAUAAUCAAAUUAAAUUAGUUGCCGUCUAUUAUCCUUCGUAAUAUUCUUCGCAUCGCGACAGGAUUGUCAAGAGGUACCUGAAACCAUAAUGAAUAAAUAUGUUAAUAAUUAA